AUGGCCGCGUCAAACAAAUCGUCCCGGAGAAAGACCUCCAACUCCUCAGCUGGUCGCAAAAAGCGUCGCUCAAAGCCGCGCCCCUGGCCCCCGGUUUCAGACGACCCGCUCGAAAAGAUCUGUUUCAAAAAAGAGCCCAUCCCAGAGGGAUAUGUCUUCGUACCCAAAGGAGACGUCUACAUUACUCGGAAUUGCCGGGUUAAGACCAAAGAGUCUAAGCAAACGGUCUACGCAGUCUAUGACAAAUCCAGCAAAUGGUCGCUGGGUCUCCGCGUGCCGUCCGACAUUUAUGAAACGGUCUCUCAAUCAGCGACCGAGACGGCGGAUUCUCGCGCCAAUGCUGUCAAGGUUCGCGACGAGCGGGAUCAAGCGCACUCGCGCCAGCUCCUUCGCACCCAAUUCCCGCUCAUGCCUGAAGAUUCCCUGGAGAAGAUUCUCGAUCAUGCGUUCCUCAAGGGCUCCGGCCGUGUGGGACGAACGGCGAUGAAAACAGAUGCGAAGAAGGCCAAUCUCGCCGUUGAGGCAUACAUUCGACACAAUCUCACUCCCUACGAUGCCCUUCUCAACGACGGAGAGGGGCGUACUGAGGCCAGAAAGGCCGUGUGGGACACGGUACGAGCUAUCAAGGCUACGUGGGAGAGGAAAUCCGUUGAGUCAGUGGAUGUGGUGGACCUUCGGAGCCCGACACCGCCUGAUUUGGAUAUGCAAUCAUCUGAUGAGGACUGCCUAAUGUCCUAG
This is a messenger RNA of Aspergillus campestris IBT 28561, 738 nucleotides long. Its product is annotated as DUF2293 domain-containing protein. The record is from RefSeq and is a predicted model, not a curated record. Bases 1 to 738 code for a protein of 245 amino acids. The transcript has 3 exons. NCBI's taxonomy places the organism in Eukaryota, Fungi, Ascomycota, Eurotiomycetes, Eurotiales, Aspergillaceae.